GUACGGUUACGUUGUAAUUAAGUUGUCUCAACUAGUACGAUAAAAUGAGCAAGAACAAUAUAAUAUUAUUUCAAAAGUAUUGUGAAAAUGCAAUUGGAAAGUUAUCGGACGAAUGUAUCGAUGCUUUUAAAGGGACGAAAGAUGACGUAUCAAGAAUAAAGCUCAUGUACGACACGGCGAAGAAGAUUUCUAUAAUAAUACCGGAAGCAAGCGAUAAAGAUAUCAAAGUAGCGGAAAAUAUGAAAAAUGAGGGUAACAAACUUUUCGCUAGGAGGGAUUAUCGUAACGCGUUGAAAUUGUACGACGAAGGAAUUAUAAAGUGUCCUCAAGGAACAGUUAAGGAACGGGAAAUGCUGACUGUUCUAAUAUCCAAUAGGAGCGCGGCACUCUUCGAGUUACACGAAUACAAACGUGUUUUUAACGACAUCGAUUACCUCAUGGAAAUCGGAGAUUACCCCGUAAACUUGAAGUACAAAAUCUGGCUUAGAAAAGGCAAGUGCUACGACGAGUUACUGAAUAAAAACCUAGCUUGUGAAGCAUACAACGAAGCGUUGAAAUGUCUAGACAAGAGCGGGCUCGACGAAAAAAAUAUCGAAAGAAAAAAACACGAAAUAGAACGCUUGAAAGUGACUCAAAGUAAAAGUAAACCCGAACAUCACAACCUCAAGAAAGAUGUAGUCCCAAUAUUGAACGAUGAUAAAUUCAUCGGUGGUCAGGAAUAUAUUGCAGCUACUUCUAAACUAGUUAUAGAACAAGACAAUGUGCAAGGGCGGUACGCCAGGGCGACGGAAGAUAUUCCUGCAGGUGCCAUCAUCGUGGAAGAAAAUCCUUCAUGUUCGGUGGUGGAUGGCGAACACACUUUAAGCAAUUGUCAGUAUUGUUUAACUUCAGUCGAUCAGCCGAUCGCUUGUCCGGGAUGUGCCGUGGUAGUUUUUUGCAGCACACAUUGCGAAAAGAUGGCGAAUAAAUCGUUCCACGGUGUAGAAUGUGGCUUUCAAAAGUUGCUGUUUGAUUGCGAUGCGUCUGUCAAUUGUUUAAUGGCGAUGCGGUUAAUUAGCCAAAGGCCGAUAAAAUUCUUCAGAGAUAAGAAAAACAAACUAAAGGACUAUUUGAAUGAUUCUUGCAAGAAAAAUUUUUGCAGGAAGAAAACAUAUAGAUCAGAUGAUUACGAUAAUGUGUUCUUUUUGUGUCGUCAUGAACAUCUGAGGAAGAAAGAAGAGCUAAUCCAUUACGCCUGCAUAUCAAUAUACCUCCUAAGGGUUCUCAAAUACGCAAAAUAUUUCGGUGAUUACAACGAAAACGUUCUAACCGAUGACGAAUUAUUUAUUGGAAGUUUAAUUCUGCGCCAUCUGCAAUUACUUCAGUUUAAUGCGCAUGAAAUUUCUGAACUCAGUAAUACAGAUGGAGACCCAACCAAAGAUAUAAUGAAAAAUGGGUUUGAAAAUAUUGCCGUAGGUGCUGGCUUGUAUCCUACGCUAUCACUCUUUAACCAUUCAUGUGACCCAAGUAUUGUACGAUACAACAUAAAGAACAAAAUGGUGGUAAGAGCCAUUAAACCAAUAAAAGCUGACGAUAUAAUUUAUGAAAAUUAUGGACCAUUAUAUAUGACGCAUCCAAUUGAGAAGCGACAGGAAGAACUUCAGAAAAACUAUUGGUUCGAAUGCCUGUGCCAACCGUGCGUGGAACUUUGGCCCCUUUUCAGCGAAAUGGAUGCAGAUGUACUUAGAAUCCCUUGCAAAACUAAGGGCUGUCCGUUCGUUUUUCUCUUAAGCCCCGAGGAUGAUCCGGUCUUAUGUUGCGAUUAUUGUAACAGUUUCACCAAUAUUUAUCCACAUCUCAAGGCGCUAAUGACUUUGGAACAAAUAUUACCCGAAGCUGAACAUUUAUUAAGUACCGGCCAAAUAAAAAACGCCACUGGAAGAUUUGUUCAGGCGCUUGAAUUAUUAUUUAAGUACUCAAGAGCACCACAUCCCGACAUAGUUAAGGUUCAACAACGCCUAAGAAUGUGUUUGCUGCAUUAUGGAAAUAGAUCCUGCAAUUAUAAGCCACCAUUUGCUUCGUUUCCCUAGAAU
Cylas formicarius (sweet potato weevil) is the source of this 2072-nucleotide messenger RNA. Its product is annotated as SET and MYND domain-containing protein 4-like. Lineage: Eukaryota; Metazoa; Arthropoda; Insecta; Coleoptera; Brentidae. The coding region runs from base 45 to 2069 and encodes 674 amino acids. The transcript has 5 exons. The record is from RefSeq and is a predicted model, not a curated record. Gene Ontology annotation, molecular function: protein binding.